Molecule: messenger RNA, 2343 nt
Organism: Thecamonas trahens ATCC 50062
Lineage: Eukaryota; Apusomonadida; Apusomonadidae
Product: AGC/AKT protein kinase
Exons: 2
Coding region: 1-2268 (755 amino acids)
Biological process (GO): protein phosphorylation
Molecular function (GO): ATP binding; protein serine/threonine kinase activity
Source: RefSeq, a predicted model, not a curated record
AUGGUCUUUUACGCAGCGUCGGCGACGGCCGAGGACAACUUGGUCGCCGUCUUCUCGCCCGAGUUUCGGCCCGAGACCAAUACCAUCUCGAUGGACUCGUUUGAGGUUCUGAGGGAGAUUGGUCAUGGAUCGUUCGGGCAAGUCAACUUGGUACGGAAAAAGAGUAAUGGCAAGAUUUACGCCAUGAAGCUCCUCGACAAGCAGUCUAUUCUGGACACCGACGCUGUGGCCCAGUCAAAGGCCGAGCAAGCGCUGCAGAACAUCGCAGGCAAGCAUCCGCUCAUUGUCAACCUCCGCUUCGCCUUUCAGACCAACAAGCAUCUGUGCAUCGUCCUCGACUACGUCGGCGGAGGUGACUUGUUCGACCAUCUGAAGGUCGCUCGCCGCUUUGACGAGUCGCGCGCCCGGCUCUACGCCGCUGAGGUCUACGUCGGCCUCGAGUUUAUGCACUCGAUGAACAUUGUGUACCGCGACCUCAAGAUGGAGAACGUCAUCCUCGACCGCGACGGACACAUCCGCCUUGCCGACUUUGGCCUCGCCAAGGAGCUCUCCAAUCUCCAUCGGACGUCGACGGUAUGCGGGACGGCCGAGUACAUGGCGCCCGAGGUUGUCGACACCUCGAUCGAGUACGGUGUCGAGGCCGACUGGUGGUCGUACGGUAUUUUCGUCUUUGUUAUGCUCUUUGGCAAGUACCCGUUCUCGGCCAAAUCGCGCGCCGAGCUCAACGCCAAGGUCCUCACCAAGUCGAUUUCGUUCCCGGCCUCGGUCCCCGUCUCCAACGAGGUCAAGUCGCUCAUCCGCGGCUUGCUUCACAAGAACCCGGCCAAGCGCAUCUCCGGCCCUGUCAUCCGCGACCACCCGUGGUUUGCCGGAAUCGACUGGGACCGCGUCGCCAACCGCGGAUAUGACCCGCCGUUCAAGCCGACCCUCGAUCCCGAGAUCGAAGCCCUUCUCCUUGCCGCGCCGCAGCCCAAGUAUGACGCCGACGUCCUCCCGCCUGCAGUCUCGGUGUCUCUGCCGAACUCGUCGUCGCGCUCGGGCAAGUCCCGCUCGCGCCGUUCCGGCCGCUCCUCGCGCUCGCGCAGAAGACGGCGUCACCACUCGUCGCGCUCGUCGUCGUCUUCGUCGACUCCGCCCACGCCGCCGUCGUCGUCGUCAUCGCCGGCUCCGACUCCUGCCGCACCCGCCUCGACCACCUCCUCUGGCCGCCGCAAGCGCCGCAGGCGCCGCAAGCAAAAGUCGCCGUCGUCGUCUGGCUCGACCUCGCCGCCGCGCACCGUCUCGGCUGCUCAGUCGCCGUCGCCAGCCGCGAGCAAGCUCUCGGGCAGCCACUCAAAGUCGACGCCCAAUGUGACGGGCCAUGAGUCGCCGACGCCGUCGUCGUCGUCGGGCCGCUCCCACCGGCGCCGGCGCCGGCACCGAUCGUCCUACCGCGCCAAGAAGGAGUCGUCGUCACAGAGCAAGCCAGCAUCGGCGCCGGCGCCGGCUCCGCCCACCUCGGCAUCGGCAUCCGAGUCUGACGAGUACGACGUUGACGAUCCGCGCCUGCCCGACCGCACCGCCGUCGCUCCGCUGCCACCGCCGCCGUCGCCGUCGGCGGCUGCCAAGGCCGCGGCGGCCAUUGCACCGUCGCCUUCGAGCUCCUCCGGUCACCUCUCACUCAAUGCUUUUGCCGCCGCGGCGAGCGGUGACGCCGAAAGCAGGAACGGGCGGCGGCGUCGGAAGCGGCGCCACAAGCCGCUUAAGCCGUCGACGUCGACUAUUGACACCAACUCGAUCCGCGACCAGGCUGCUGUUGUGCCCGAGACCUCUGUCUUUAACCCCGACAUCUCGCGGCCGGCGCCGACGCCAACAGCUCCCGACGAUGAUGAUGACGACGAAGACACACCGCUGUUUUCGUCCGACGUCGGCGACGUUGUCGCCUCACACUCGACCAUCGAGUUCUCCGACUCGGACGUCUACGGCGCCGGCUACUCGUACGACGCCUCGCCGUCCGUCGUCACCGCCCCGCUCCCGGGAGUCACCGUCACUUCAGCAACUCCGGGGCCCGACGCACCUGCAGGCUCGGGCCCGCCACAUCCGCGGGCCGUCGCCAACUCGACCUACUCGUACUACUCUGGCGACGACGACGACGAUGACGAGCCCACGUUCUCCAUCUCGGACGAAGGUACACUCGCCGCACCUCGCCCGCGAACCACCGUCCAUCCCAACUUUCGCCCGCAUCCAGACGAUGAGUACUCGUCUACAGAUGUCUUCUCCUCUUCGUAAUACUUGUGUAAGCCGUACCAUCGUUCGCCCGCGUCACCACCGGCUUCCUGCCUCAACGUGAACACCAUAGUGCCC